Molecule: messenger RNA, 879 nt
Organism: Penicillium canariense
Lineage: Eukaryota; Fungi; Ascomycota; Eurotiomycetes; Eurotiales; Aspergillaceae
Gene: pdx1
Exons: 2
Coding region: 1-879 (292 amino acids)
Molecular function (GO): acyltransferase activity
Source: RefSeq, a predicted model, not a curated record
AUGGCAGCUAGGAUCCCGAUUAGCCAAGUUCCGGUGAUGUUUGCCCGCCGGCAGCCCAAGGUGUUCCACGCCACCCGACGCCUUCAGUCUUCCUCCGCUCCUCAAACUCAGAACCCCGCCUACCCCCUCUACCCCUCCGUCAGCCAGCUCCUCCACGAGAAGAACGUCCCCGAGUCGGAAGUGCCUAAGAUCCCCGCCUCCGGCCCCAAGGGCCGUCUCCUGAAGGGUGACGUGCUCGCCUAUCUUGGCCAGAUCGCCGCUGAGUACCCGGCAACCCAGGCCGCGACGCUGGCUAAGCUCGCCCACCUGGACCUGAGCAACAUCAAGAUCGUGGCGGCUGCCCCGAAGCCCGCCGCGCCGGCCGCGGAGGAGAAGAAGGAGGUCGUCGCCCAGCCGCUGCCCAUGGCCUCGAUUGCCAUUUCCGUCUCGCUGGCGGCCGUGCUGUCCGCACAGAAGAAGAUCCAGGAGAGCUUGGGUGUGACAGUUCCUCUGUCGCGCUUCCUGGCUAUCGCCACGGAUCUUGCAAACGACGACCUGCCCCGCUCUAAGAGCGAGAAGCCGACUUCUGAUGAGCUGUUUGAGGAGGUUCUCGGUGCCGAGCCUGUUAACACAUCACGCGGCGAUUACAUUCCUGAGCUGAACACCUUCAAGGCCUCAGGGGCCCGCCAGCCCAAGCCUGUGCACGAGGAUAUCAUCGACAUUCUUAGCGCCAAGCCCGGAAAGAAGGCCGUUGCUUCCACGGUGUCUGCUGUGGAUGGUGGCGCCGCUCAGAAUGUCUUCAGUUUGACUGUCCCCGCCGGCGAGGAGCUGCGCGCCAAGGCCUUCUUGGAGCGGAUUAAGACUCUCCUGCAGGUCGAGCCUGCCAGGCUGGUGCUUUAA